AUGGAUUCAUCAUAUGAAAGAUUAAGUAAACACUUUUUAGAUAGGAUUCGUGAUCUACAGUAUCUAACAGCUUUAAGAAAUCAAAAUAUGAUCAAUCCAUCAUCUAUCAAUAAACAAGAGAUUGAAGAGAUCAAUAGAGCUCUAUUGGACAUUGAAUCAACAUUUUACAAUCUCAAACAAUCGGUACAUCAUGAAAAGCAAUUGGUCGAACAACUAGACACCUACAAACAACUCAUCGAUCAACAACAUACUCAAUUGGUAUCACUAGGACAACAACAGCAAAGACAAUAG
Cavenderia fasciculata is the source of this 291-nucleotide messenger RNA. RefSeq lists its product as uncharacterized. Lineage: Eukaryota; Evosea; Eumycetozoa; Acytosteliales; Cavenderiaceae. Bases 1 to 291 code for a protein of 96 amino acids. The transcript has 2 exons. The record is from RefSeq and is a predicted model, not a curated record.